CUUUGUAUUGCCACCAACCGUUGGAUUGUUGCGGCUCAUUGCGGUUGAGACGCCUUUGUGAAGAAACCUGAUUUUUUUCUUCUUCUUCUUCUGCAACACACAAGCUUGAAAGAUUCAACAUGACAUCUCCUAGGAAAAUCCAAAUAGACCUUAAAACGAUGAUCACUGACACUAAACAGGAUAUGGACGAUGUGCACCAAGCUCUGGAAAAACUCCGAAGCCUCUCCCAGGAAGAGAGGACCGAGGCAGAAGUGCUGCGUUCAAGAAUUGACGAGCAGUCCACUCUCAUCUGCAUCCUGAAACAGAGAGCGGACGAGAUGCUCCUGCGCUGUCAGGCUCUGGAGAAGAUCAACACAGAGCUGGAGGACCUGAGAGCCAAUGUGCAGCUGGAGCUGGAGAACGAGAGGAAGAAAUCUGCACUGCUGGAGCAGAGAUUCAUGCACCUGGCCUCCAACCACAGAGAGCUCAUCAACUUCAAGAACGAGUACAAAAGUCAGAAUGCCAAGCUGAAGAAAGAGAAUGAGAGAGUCAGACAGGAAAAUGAAACGCUUUUCAGUGAGCAAGUGCAAGAAAAAGAGGAGACAAUCCUCAAACUGACCCAAGAGCUCAAGGACUUGGCAGAGCAACAUAAGAUACUAGAGACGGAGUAUCAGGAGAAAACGACAGGUUUCCAGAUUAAACUGAAAGAACUGAUCAACCUCCAUCAGAUCAAAGAGGCGUCUUUGAAGAACGAGCUAAGCGACACACAGAAGCAGCUGAAGAAUGCUGUAGAGAUGUGUGCAGAGUUGGAUCUCAAACUAAGACAAACAAAGGAAAAAGAAUCAUUGAGAGAGACAGACACUCAGGAAAGACUGAAGAAACUCAUGAAGGAAAAGGAUGAGUUAAUUGAUCUCUCUUUACAGCGGGGAAAAGUUAUUCAGGACAAGCAAGCUGAAAUUCAGGAGCUAGAGAGAAAAAGGCAUGAAGCUGAGAAAAGCAGACUAGAUGCAGAGAACAGGUUUGAAAAGGAAGCAGCAGCCGUGAAGAGCGAGUUAAGGGUGAAGGAACUCCAGGAUGCCUUAGAGAGGGCAGAGGACACCUGCAAUGAGUUGAAAAAGGCAUUUGAGGCAUUUAAAAAGCACAGCAGUGAAAUGCUUGAAAAGGAGAAGGAUUUAAACUGCAAACUUCGCCACAUGGUCAUCUGAGCCAUCCAUCCCAUUUCCAGUGCAUUCAGUCAUUAUAAAGCAAAACUCAUUCACUGACAGCUGAGCUGGAUCAUCGCACUUGGAUUGGUUGUAUAUAAUGAACUAGAAGACGAGGAUGAAGUGAGAUUUUUCUUAAGAGAACGUCUUCCAUUAGUAGAGAGUAGUGUAAUGUCCUUCUGUGAGGAAAAAGUGGAUUUGUUAAUAGUUUGCAAAUAGCUUGUUUUGGCUAACUGUGGUUCUAUGAAAUAAAAAAUAGCAUUUUUAAACUUCAAAUGUGAUUUAAUCGCAUAGGUUCCUGAUGGCAGGGCUGUCGUGAUUAUUAAAGAAUCGCCUGAACAUGAUUAUUUGAGAAGUUACUGAUCGUUGUAAGCUUUGAAUUCCAGGAAUUUUAAACAAAUUUGGAAUGUUUUAAAUGGAAUUUUAACCCCUAUUUUUUUUUUAGCUCUCUCCGACCAAGAAGAUUACAUCGAGUUAGAAUGUUCAAAAUUAAAGGAAAAGU
Messenger RNA from Pimephales promelas (fathead minnow), 1683 nucleotides. RefSeq names its product coiled-coil domain containing 89 (gene ccdc89). The record is from RefSeq and is a predicted model, not a curated record. Lineage: Eukaryota; Metazoa; Chordata; Actinopteri; Cypriniformes; Leuciscidae.